Molecule: messenger RNA, 552 nt
Organism: Lycium ferocissimum
Lineage: Eukaryota; Viridiplantae; Streptophyta; Magnoliopsida; Solanales; Solanaceae
Exons: 3
Coding region: 1-552 (183 amino acids)
Molecular function (GO): nucleic acid binding
Source: RefSeq, a predicted model, not a curated record
AUGGACUUUAUGGUAGGGUUGCCACGGACUUUGGGUAAGUUUGAUUCCAUUUGGGUGAUUGUGGAUCGUUUGAUUAAGCCAGCUCAUUUCAUUCCUGUUUCGAGGACUUAUACUUCUGAGAAGCUGGCUAAGAUAUACAUUCGUGAGAUUCUUCAUUUGUAUGGAGUGCCCAUUUCCGUUAUUUCUAUUAAAGGGACUCAGUUUACCUCUUACUUCUGGCAUUAUCAUUUGAGUAUUGAGAUGGCUCCGUUUGAGGCUUUGUAUGGUAGGAGAUGUCGAUCUCCCAUUGGAUGGUUUGAUUCUUUUGAGUUUUCACCCAUGAAGGGUGUUAUGAGGUUUGGAAAGAAAGGAAAGUUGGGUCCUCGUUACAUUGGCCCUUUUGAGAUCAUUCAGAGAGUUGGAGAUGUUGCGUAUAAGUUAGCACUACCUCUUGGUUUGUCGAGUGUUCCGGUGUUCCAUGUUUCUAUGCUCAAAAAGUAUGUUUCAGAUGGUUCUCAUGUGAUUAGAUGGAAUUCGGUGAUGCUUGAUCAGAAUUUGUCCUAUGAGGAGUAG